AUGGAUUACUAUCAGCAGGCUCGUCCUCCGGCGACUGCCGCUCAAGCCUCCCAUCAGUACGUACAGUAUCCUACUCAAACAGGAGCAACUUCUUCGCAAAUGUAUUACCAGCAACAACCUAUAGGACAUCAACCACAACAACCCCCAAGUUAUCAAUUUCAAUUGCAAGCUGCUUCAGGCACGGCUAAUAUGGAUUACGGUCACAGUAUAGGUUGGUUUCCUCACUUUCUUAGAGUCAUUGGUAAAGUUUUCUCAAAUUUGACCAUUUCGUCGAUUGUAAUCUGUACUAUCGUAACGUUGCUUCUGGGGAUAGCAGGGCUAUGUGCGCAAUAUAGCGCAUUUUCUACUAGCAUCUCAUCAGCCCAGCUGCAUAGCUAUCUUUACUUAUCUAAGUUAGCGCUUUUGCAGCAAACCUUAUACGAUUUUUUGAAGCAUGUGGUACCAACUUAAAG
Messenger RNA from Cylicostephanus goldi, 452 nucleotides. Lineage: Eukaryota; Metazoa; Nematoda; Chromadorea; Rhabditida; Strongylidae. The record is from the annotation of a GenBank genome assembly.